UUCAUACCAUAUGAUUUUUCUCAACAAGGUUUUAACAAGACAAGAAAGCAUACACACAGAUUCACACAGUGGCUGGCGACCUCUUCUCUUCCGGCGAGUGCAGCAGGCGAGAAAUAAGAAAAACCAGCGAAGAAGAAGAAAGAAAGAAAGAUGGAAAUGAGAGCAAAAGAAGACAUAGAAAUAGGAACGGACAUAACUCUCCCACUCCCACCUCUUGCAAUCUCUCUCUACGACUCCUCUCUCUCUUCUCACUGCUCCUCCUGCUUCCUCUCUCUCUCCUCCACCACUUCCACCUCUUCUCUCCACUACUGCUCCACCACCUGCUCCACCUCCACCUCCACCUCCACCACCACCACCACUUCUUCCGAACAGCGGCUUCUCUCUCUCCUCCACUCUAACCCCUCACUGUACCCUCACCCCGACUCCUCCGACCUCCGUCUCUCUCUUCGCCUCCUCCACCUCCUCUCACCUUCCUCCUCCUCUCUCUCUCCUCGCCUCCUCCGCCUCCUCACCAAUCGACACCACCUCACUUGUCAUGACGAUGAUGGAGUCAUGUCAAGUAAGGUUAAGGCUGGAGCCAACGCCAUCGUCGUCGCCUCCAGGGGAUUCAGAUUCGACUUCGAUUCGAAUGAUCGAGGUUUUCAAUUGGAGGAGGCUGUUACUGUUUUGUGCCUUGUCAUUACUAAUGCUGUUGAGAUUUCUUUAUAUGGUCAGAGGCUUGGAAUUGGGGUUUAUGAUUGGCGUUUCUCUUGGAUUAAUCAUACUUGCUCUCCCAAUUCGUGUUUUCGCUUUCUUCCUGCUUUGCCGCUUCAUGGAGGUUAUGAUGAUUCUUCUUCCAUGCGGAUUUUCCCUUGCGGUGAUCAUGCUCAAAUGCAACAGGAUGAAGGUGACUCUACUACUUCUGACUUGGCUAACGGAGUUGGAAAUUAUGGUCCAAGAUUAAUAGUUAGAAGUAUCAAGGGAAUUCAAAGUGGUGAAGAGGUGACAAUUACGUAUACAGAUUUGUUGCAGCCUACGGAGCUGAGGCAAUCUGAGUUAUUUUUGGAAUACAAAUUCUUCUGUAAUUGUCAACGGUGCAGCGCAGUGCCUCAAGCAUAUGUUGAUCAUGCUCUGCAAGAAACAAUCUGUCUUGGCCACGAAAAUUGCUCAAAAACACUGGACAAGCAUAACAAGGAAGAGGUGACUGAGAAGUUGAGGUAUAUGUUGGAUAAUACUAUAGCAGAGUAUAUGGAGCUAGGUGAUCCUGUAUCAUGCUGUGAGAAAGUUGAAAAACUCCUUUCUGGAGGCUGUUUAAAUCAUGUGGAGCAAACUAGAGGAAUUUUUCAUAUAUAUUUCAAGUUGUUACCACUCCACUAUAUCUCUUUAAGUGCCUUUACCACAUUGAUUUCUACAUAUAAGAUCCGUGCUGGUUUUGGUGAAAUGCGUUUACAGAGUGUUGACAUGAGGAUGAUUAGUGCAGCAUAUAGCUUGCUGCUUGCUGGUGCAACACAUCAUCUUUUUAUGUAUGAGCCAUCUUUGAUUGUUUCUGCUGCGACAUUCUGGAUAGACGCCGGAGAGUCGUUAUUGUGUGUUGGUAGAAGUCCUUCAUGGAACUCUUGUGUAAAUAGUGAAUCUCAACAUCUUUCAGAUGUUCAUGAUGUCAAUUGCCCUAGGUGUUUAUUGAUGCAUAAGUUUGAAUCGAGUGUUUCUUCUGGACAAACUCAAAAUAAAGCUCUCGAAGACAUAUCCCAGGAAUUUCACAAAUGUAUAUCAAUUAUGGCUCCAAAAGUUUGGAGCUUCUUGAUUCAAGAUUGUAAAUACCUGAAGUCUGUUAAAGAUCCCAUAGAUUUCAGCUGGAUUCGAGAUAUGAGCACUUUUGGCAAUACUCAGUAUGGUGAGUUCCACUUUUGCCAUGAAAGUGAGAACAAAGGUCUUCUCAAGUAUGGCACUGGAAAUGCAGGCGUUGAUGCAAGGACAGAUAUCCUUCGAUUAGGCGUGCAUUGUUUGCAGUAUGGUCGGUACUUGUCAAGCAUUUGCUAUGGUAAUUCAUGUAGCAACCAAUUGGUACGACAUGUGAUUCAUAUUUGAUGGGUCCUUCCUUUACUUGUGUUCAUUAUUUUCAUUCUUUGUGAGUUCAACCACAUAAACGCAAUAAACAAGUCAUCAUAACUCAGAUAUAUUAUUGUCUAAACAAGAGGGGGGACUCUAGUUACCUUCAUGCAA
This is a messenger RNA of Beta vulgaris subsp. vulgaris (sugar beet), 2202 nucleotides long. RefSeq names its product protein SET DOMAIN GROUP 41. Gene Ontology annotation, molecular function: protein binding. The coding region runs from base 151 to 2067 and encodes 638 amino acids. NCBI's taxonomy places the organism in Eukaryota, Viridiplantae, Streptophyta, Magnoliopsida, Caryophyllales, Amaranthaceae. The transcript is spliced from 5 exons. The record is from RefSeq and is a predicted model, not a curated record.